Physcomitrium patens is the source of this 3526-nucleotide messenger RNA. Its product is annotated as transcription factor bHLH62. Gene Ontology annotation, biological process: regulation of DNA-templated transcription. Gene Ontology annotation, cellular component: nucleus. Lineage: Eukaryota; Viridiplantae; Streptophyta; Bryopsida; Funariales; Funariaceae. The record is from RefSeq and is a predicted model, not a curated record. Gene Ontology annotation, molecular function: DNA-binding transcription factor activity; protein dimerization activity.
CAAGUGUUGGGUUCCAACCGAAGGCUUCAGCUAGCGUCCACUUCUCAUGAAACGUUGAGUGCAACAGCAUUGAAAGCAGCGGCGAGGAAAUCUACGCCCUGGUUGCUGCUUUUAGAUCUGGUUGAGGCGAGACAGGAGCAUGGGGCACUUUGACAGCACCAUGAGAGGGCGGAAAGAGAACUGGCACGAGUGAGCAAGCAGACACAAUCCAUGACUGCUGGUACUGAACGGGUCGAAAGCAAAAAUCGAGUGUUGAUCACAUGCUGGCACAGAGGGAGAGCACCAACUGUGGAUGUAAUAAGUACCAAUCCUCCGCUGGUGCCGUCCAUCGAUGUCCCUGGAGCUUGAUCAGGUCGGGGGAAUCCCACUCGAGAAUACGUUUCUAUUUCGCAAGAGUGCUGCAGCACAUGAUUGAGUUUUCUUUUUGGGGGUUUACUUUGCAGUCGUUGUACCAGCCCAACAAUAUCCUUGCGCAUGGGGGGAGAGGGUAUUUUUCCAUGUUGUCUGGCUGUGGCAGCAGCUGCGUUUACCAAGGCCAGGGGAGCUUCUCCCCUGCGAGCAGUAGAAACUUGGCCAAUUUAGAACUAGAGAGAAAGUAGCGUCGUGGGUUUGCGUCGUUUUAAGGAGAUGAUUGCAGCCAACUCGUACUCUUAUCUGGCAAACAUUGACAGACUCGACGUUGGUAGUACCGUCGGAGUGUGAAUCACGGCUUCUGGCCAGCUGCUUUCAACCUUUACGUCAAUGGUUAAUCCUCUUGGGAAUGCCAGCGAUUGCACUGCAUUGGUCAGGAAAGAAGAAUUCGCUUUCCGCUGCCGUAUUGCUAAUAGGUUUGACGCAAGGAAGUCCUUAGGGCUGUACCAGUUCGUCUUCUGAUUUCAUCUUAGAUUGGCAAGUGUACCGACAUCGGGCACCACACGUCUGGUGGCAAUUGGGUUUUUAUUCUUAUUUUUACUCUAGCAGAGGGAAGAGCAUGCAGGUGCAAGAGUGAAUUAGAAACGACAAAGCCAUGGGCAAUACCCCUCGUGUGCUCUGUGCUGUCUGCCAUGGAACACAGCACCUCAGUCCUGAGACGCACCAUGCCCUCAGCUUUUGAGACUUGGUCCUGCUUGAUCUCCGCAUGCCGUAGCUUCCUUCUUGAAUCUUCUCCAUGGGGUACUAAAGGCAGGCUUCUUCGUCAGCAUCCGUCAUGUGCUGCAUCCUGUUGCGUGAUGCCUUGUGUUCGGGAAAGGACGUACGAGCUAGUUCACGCGAAGCCCAUACUCUCCAGCUGGUUAGUAUUCAUUCAGAGGAGGUGCCAUCCGAGAUUCAUGGAGAUCCUCUAUGGGCCAAGCAUAAUAUACUGACCCUCCUGUGGGUUAGUACUGAACAUUAGAUUAACGAUUGUCACCGAGAUUGGAGUGGUGCGUACUCAAUCCAAGGGGGAAGGGAUAUUAAAAAAUUAGAAGAUGCAAUGCUGAUCGAUUGCUUCUGGGUGCUGAAGUUGAAGCUGCGCCAUAGGUUUUUCUACCUCCUGCUUUUUGUUGUUCAGAGCAGCAAGUUGAAAGAUUGGCGGUGUGACGAGAUUCGAUAGAGGGCGGUGAGUGCGAGAGUCGUGCGUCUUCCAUGAGGAAAGCUUCGGUUGGAGAGUGCUGAAGGACAAUUUGACCUUGAAUUUGCAAGCAACAGGCUUCACUAAGGAUCCUUCGCAGGGCGGGAUUGCAAUGCAUGAAGCUUACUCAUCCUCAUCGCAUGAUCACUGCUUGUCUCAAUUGCCUUUCGAAUCGGGCUUGGCCGAGCAUAUGACCUAUUUAACUAACGAAUGGCAGAUGAAUAUUAGUUCAUAGAAGCAAAUCCAUGGCAGGGAAGCCUUUGAGGGAGCUGUUAAAAGCAUUGUUAUGAUGGGAAGUGAGAGUUGGGGCGAAGGGCAGAUCCAGCAGGACGAUUCCGCUAGCUCCGAACCAACUGCAACUUUGCGAAGCAGACCUGGCCAUGCUUUGGGAAAGCGGAAAGGCUCCGCCUCGAAGGAUUCGAUAGUGACCGCGAAGGUCUUGAAAAGCGCCGAGAAGAAAGCGAAAUGCCUCAGUACAAAAGUUGCCGGCGCCAGUGCCAACGCUAGCAAAGCACAUGUUGAUGAAGUGAGGGUGACGUUGAAGGAUCAACAGAGCCCAGAAAGCGAGCCCUCUGGUGAGAUGAGCCCGAGGUCGACUUUGAAAUCAAGAUCCAAGUCUCAAGUUAUGCAUCCGAAGCAGCACUACAUCCAUGUGCGAGCUCGACGAGGCCAGGCUACGGAUAGCCAUAGUCUUGCUGAAAGAGUGAGAAGGGAGAAAAUCAGCGAGCGGAUGAAGUUCCUACAAGACCUAGUGCCUAGUUGCAGCAAAGUGACGGGCAAGGCUGUCAUGUUGGAUGAAAUCAUCAAUUAUGUGCAGUCCCUACAACGUCAGAUUGAAUUCCUGUCCAUGAAGCUGGCAGCUGUCGAUCCUCGUCUUGACAUCAAUCUACUAAAUCUACUCAACAAAGAGCCCCCACAAGCGAGAUCUCCUGAAACAAUUUUGAUGAGUCCUGACAUAAUAGCAGGAUACCGGGACUAUCAAACGCAGCUACAAAUCCAACAGAUCAACAACUACAACGUGGACUGGAGAUCCGUCGGAACCUUGUGUGAUGCAUACUUGAAGCGCUCAGUGAACAUUGCGCUAUUGCCUCAUGCACCUGCAGCGUACAACGAGUGUUUCAUAGAUUCUCUAACCCAGACCCUCAACGGAGUUUGCGAUGCCGGAGACCUCCAGUCUAUCAUGCACACGAGCAGUACUCCAAUGAGGCAAGAAUUUUUUGGCCAAGAUACUCAUAACUUUGCUCCAGGCUUUCCAGGGCUACGCCACUCGACCACAGGGCAACUAAAAGUGGACCACUAGUGUGUAUGGUCAUGUUCCUACUUUAGCACCAUGCAAGCCGGUGACCGAUGCACUGAGGAGAUACAGAAGAAAAGCAUUGAAACUAGUAUGGCCCUCAUCAUCGCAGCCAGAUAGUGCUCACCAAGCUGUGGUGGAUUGCAAAACCCGAAGAACUGAAUGUAGAAACUCAAGAGCGAAAGAAAACCGCCCCGAACAGCAGAUACCUUUUACCGAAGAGACCUCUUCGAAAACUGAGGAACGUUUCAUCGAUCAUCCUGAAUAGACAGAUAACCAUGCAGAGAUUUCUUCCCAACACAUGUGUGUGCCACCGUAUACAAUGGUGGCAAAGAUGGAAUGUACCCAAUUCGCUUGAGCUUGGCCAUAAUUUUUACAAGCGAACCAAGUCCAGCUCCGAUAUUAUACGAGGCCAAUCUGUCCGAACAGUAGGAGCUGAGAAUAGACAAGUAUCGUGAUACAAUUAAAGUCGCAAUUGAUUCAUGCGAAAACGGUCCUGAAAGACCCAUGGAGUGUGCAGUGAUGAGUAUUUCCUCUGCUGGUGAUGGCUUCGAAAGAUAAGUCAGGUGCACCGCUGUGUGUGUGUGUCCUUGGUUAUUGGUCAUUUUGGUUGAAAUUUCUUCCUAAUUGUGAAUCAACGAGGU